Nannizzia gypsea CBS 118893 is the source of this 1119-nucleotide messenger RNA. Its product is annotated as solute carrier family 25 member 33. Gene Ontology annotation, cellular component: mitochondrion. Gene Ontology annotation, biological process: pyrimidine nucleotide import into mitochondrion. The coding region runs from base 1 to 1119 and encodes 372 amino acids. The record is from RefSeq and is a predicted model, not a curated record. NCBI's taxonomy places the organism in Eukaryota, Fungi, Ascomycota, Eurotiomycetes, Onygenales, Arthrodermataceae. The transcript has 3 exons. Gene Ontology annotation, molecular function: pyrimidine nucleotide transmembrane transporter activity.
AUGGCACAUUCUCCUCAAGGAUCAUUGAUACAACCUACAAUCAUUACAAGCCCACAGCUUAAGCCAAAAUCUGAUAAUGAUUUGGUUAAAUCCCUCUCACAUCUGGUCGCCGGAGCUACCGGCGGUGCCAUUACCGCAGUCCUCACAUCGCCGCUUGACGUCUUGAGAACUCGGUUACAAUCUGACUUUUACCGUCCAAUACUCUCAUCAGCGGCCGGUCCCCAGGCUAUGCAGCAGCAAGCAUUCCAAGCAACUCGUCCUAUGCUAGGGCACAUCCGCGAAACUUUCCAGAUACUCUUUUCAAUAUACCAUAUCGAAGGUUGGCGCGGGUUAUUUCGAGGCCUUGGACCCAACUUGACUGGCGUUGUACCGGCCAGUGCCAUUAAAUACUAUACCUACGGGAACGUCAAACGCAUAAUCGGUGAAUCGCAAAUUUUCGGGCCAAAUAGCGAAAAUGCAAUGGGGUGUCAUAUUAUAUCGGCUGUUACCGCAGGUAUAACUACUGGGACUCUCACAAGCCCAAUUUGGGUGAUCAAGACACGACUCCAACUUGACAAGUCACAGUCAGCCAACAAUCCACAAGCUGCCCCAAGACGAUAUAAGAAUAGUUUUGAUUGCGCAAGACAGGUUCUACGGCAGGAAGGCCCCAGGGGGCUAUAUAGAGGACUCUCAGCAAGUUAUCUAGGAAGCUUGGAGACGACAUUUCAUCUUGCCCUCUAUGAGCAGUUAAAGAUGCUCAUGGCGCAAAUGAAGUCCAACCGGGAUGAGCUUUCAGCCAUGGCAGGUGCUCGCACUACCGAAAACAAAACAUUGGGAGAUCGAGUGUUUGGCCUAUUAGGAAUGGGUGGUGCUGCUGCACUUUCGAAAUUCCUUUCUUCAAUCAUUGCAUACCCACACGAGGUAAUCCGAACGCGACUACGACAAGCCCCUAUGGCCAAUGGCCAUGUAAAAUAUACUGGAGUAGUCCAGUGCUUCCGGCUUCUCUGUAGGGAAGAGGGUUUCAGAGCUUUAUAUGGCGGCUUGACGCCACAUCUCCUUCGUUCCAUCCCUUCUGCAGGCAUCACACUUGGCGUUUAUGAGGCCGUUCUUGAAGGGUUCAAGCUACUUUCCGAAGACUAA